GUUUUGUUAAUACUGGAAGUACGCCUUCAGAGAGUUGUCCCACGGUUUUACUCAAGUAUACUCUUACAAGCUCCCAAAGGACAUUACCUGGAACUGAAUUUCAUCAUGGAGAGUUCAUAUCUAACACCCUGCAUUGAUGAUGAGUACAUUGAGGUUCGUGAUGGGUACAAUUGGUCUGCUAAUCUUCUUGGUGUAUUUUGUGGAAGGAACAUUUCUGUUAUUGUGCGAUCCAGUGGACAGAACUUGUGGAUAAGAAAAUCAGCCCAUUAUUUUUUAGUAGGUUUCGGGGCUCUUACACCAACAAAACACUCAACUUUACAGAUAUUGUCCUCUGAAAUUACUAACUGAAACAAUUCUAAGAUGUUUCUAAGUUGUUGUAACACGGAAGGAAUAGAUGGCAAUUACGAGUACUCCAACUCAUUUGGUAAUUUCAUUUAUUUGUUUUGUUCCAGUUGAACCCAACCUAGACAAGGUGGCCAAAACUCAAUUUGUUCUUUUCAACCAAACUUCAUCCCUUUGGUGUCCAGCACAAGGUGCACCAGCACCAUUUAUAGUUUGGAGAAAGAACGGCAUUAUGGUACAGAACAGUACAAGUGUAAAAUAUAAGCUGACCAUUACCGAAGAAAACAAUAACAAGUACAGCUGUGAAGUGAAGACACAGGAUGGUUUUGACAAGGGAGAAAUCCGUCUUGUCGUGGAAAGUGAGUUUUUUCACAACGAAUUAAGGGGGGUGAGUUUUUAAAGAAACUGCGGCGCCUCGUCAAUGGGGAGUAUUGCAAGGUGAUCUGGUUUUGCCCUUCGCAGAGCGAAACAUUUCGCCAUGACGAAGGGCCCACCCUCUAAGCGUCAGCUUUAGAAACUCUUCACGGUGGCAAAUUUUCAUCGUCAACUCUGUUGACAAAACUAAACUAUUAAUUUACAAACAAUUGAUUCACAAGUCAGUCAGGCGUAAAGGAAAAUAUACUGCACAUUUGCAAAGUUUACCUAAUCGCAAGUAAAAUGAGCAACUCUUAACGCUUUCUAAACUGACUUUUUAGCUGAAAGACUGAUACAAUAGUUUUAUUGACCAGGAGCCCAUGGACUCCUGUAUCUACCUUAUGACUUAUUUGUUUCGUCUUACACUUGAAUAGUAUGAAGCGUUCACGAGAUAACUAGAUGGCAGCUAUUAUGUCAGAAUAUUACAAUGCACACAUUCAGAGAGUACCACCAAAGAGCCUCACUGACUUUCAGCAAUAAAGCGUUUGUACAUUUAUACCGUCUUGCUUUAUUCUAGGGUGCCCAGAUCCCUGCCCAUGUAAAAUUGCAGUUGGAACCAUAGGCGCAGCUACCCUCAUUGAAUGUAGUGGAAAACACUUACUGUCUGUUCCACGGCACUUGCCCUUUUCUACGAUAAAAUUGUGAGCUUUUCAACUCUUCUUUUUCUUUAUGGCUUUUGGGAGGUGGCAGCGAAGAGGAGAGGGGGGGGGAAGGGGAACUUAAACAACAACCAAACAGAGCAGCUACUACCUAAAGUCUUUCAUAACAACUCGCGGUUGGUUGUUCUGUAAGUAACCUGUCUUAAUGCUUUUGUUGCCAUUGGCGCUUGAUGUGCUACGGAUUAUUAAAUACCUAACCCUUAGUGUGUGUAACCAACCAUGAAGGCAAUGGAAAAAGGUAAAAGGAUUUUUAAGUUAGCACUGUCCGACUAAUAGAAGUAACCUCGCCUCUUGGGACAAUCUUUUAGUUUCAUAAAUGACAAAACACUGCAAUUUUCAAACAAAACCACUUAGUUAGGCUGUUGAUCUUGGAUUUCACGAUUAUGUAUUCUAUUUUUCUCUGUUUAUUUGUUUUAUUUGCAUAUGGGAGAUUUCUUGCAUGGCCAGUGUUCGAAGGGGGCUGGAAGAAUACAAAACGCGAUCGAUGUGAAGUUUUCUCUAUUAGAUCCUAGCUUUAAGGCCUCGUCCCUCCCCCUUCCCCCCCUCCCCCCACCUCUUCAUUCUUUUUUACCAAUACAGGGGUGAAAGUUUCUUCUGAGAUAGUUUGAAAAAGUUUGAAUACUUUCAGGUGGUUACAUUACAACAAGAUCAAGAUCUAUCUUUGGAAACGUUGAAAACGAUGUUUUUAAGUUCAGUCCUUGAGGAUUGAGAUCGUACCAUACUUAAAGUGUUGAUACAUAUCAAUUUGUACGAUCAUAUUCAAGAUUACAUUAAAAGCGUUUUUUGGACCCGGAAAGGGCGCAAAAAAACUGUAUUCAGGCUGAAAACACACAAGAGGUAGUAUAAUUUUAACUAAAGACAUUGAAUAUCUUUUCUUAGGGCCUUGAAUGACAACCAGAUAAAGGAGCUGCCACCUGUAGUCUUCAAUAAUAACAUUGAGUUGAUCGAGCUGUAAGUAACAGAUAUCCAUGUCCAUUUUUCAUAUUAACCUUCGAUGUGCUAAGAGUGUGAUGUCAGUGUUUACAAUCAAUCGCUGGUUAACAUAACACUGAUCGUCAUCUCCAGUGGAUAAUGAAUAAAAAAAAAAACUCCCGGUUGGCGUGAAUCAAACUUGUACAGUGGUGCAGCGGCAAAUGAAUAGAACAAACUCCCCUUUCUAAUAAAUCAUUAUCAUUUUCAUUAAAGAUUGAAUCCCGUUUAUCCUAACCGGCUAUCGUGAUGUGCUCAGAGUCUCUCUAUUUGCUGAUUAUGAGCAAAUAUUCAAUGAGCGUCUUUAACCACAAAAUAAAUAAAAUAUGAUUAGGUUCGCUUGUAAAGUUGCAUAGUGAAGUGAUCCCCAUGCUAGGGCGCAUGCAUUAGAGAGACUUGAAGAAACCUCAACAUAAGCCUAACUUGUAUAUUUACUCGUACAUGAUCGAAUCACGUUGAAAUUUUGCUUCAGACAUUUUCUACGUUAGCUUACUGAUGUUUUUUAAGUUCAGGCCUUGAGGAUUGAGAUUGUAUCAUACUUAAAGUGUUGUUGUUUGUUCAAUCACAUUCAAGGUUACAUUAAAAGCGUCUGUUUGACCCGGACACGGCACAAACAAACUGUAUUCUGACCAAAAGGGUACUCAACAGCAGCAACACACAAGAGGUAGUAUAAUUUUAACUAAAGACAUGGAAUAUUUUUUCUUAGGGCCUUGAAUGACAACCAGAUAAAGGAGCUGCCACCUGGAGUCUUCAAUAAUAACACUGAGUUGAUGGCACUGUAA
This is a messenger RNA of Pocillopora meandrina, 3166 nucleotides long. NCBI's taxonomy places the organism in Eukaryota, Metazoa, Cnidaria, Anthozoa, Scleractinia, Pocilloporidae. The record is from the annotation of a GenBank genome assembly.